Molecule: messenger RNA, 1131 nt
Organism: Aspergillus steynii IBT 23096
Lineage: Eukaryota; Fungi; Ascomycota; Eurotiomycetes; Eurotiales; Aspergillaceae
Product: M20 family metallopeptidase
Exons: 4
Coding region: 1-1131 (376 amino acids)
Molecular function (GO): dipeptidase activity
Source: RefSeq, a predicted model, not a curated record
AUGGCCGACCUCACUUCUGCGCGCAACCACAUCCAAGUUGCAACAGACUCUAACGCCGAGUCCUUGCGACAGCUCAACCUAGGGAUUCAUGGCCAUCCAGAGACCGCCCACGAGGAAGUCCAUGCACACGACACCUUGACCAGCUUUCUUGAGACCCGUGGAUUCAACGUAACGAGACAUGCGUACGGCCUUUCAACCGCUUUCGAAGCCGAGCUGGGAACGUCCGGCCCUAUCGUCAUCUUUUGCGCCGAAUACGACGCACUACCUGGCAUUGGACGCGCUUGCGGUCACAACCUGAUCGCCACGUCUUCGAUGGCCGCGUUCCUUGGCCUCGCGAAUUCAGUCAAGCAAUUGGAAGUACCCGGACGAGUCCGCAUCCUCGGCACUCCAGCGGAAGAGGCACACGGAGGGAAGAUACAGCUUAUCGACGCCGGGGCCUUUCACGACCCGGCGAUCGUGGCUGCCAUCAUGGUGCACCCCACCGCGCAGCGCAGUAUCCCAGAGGGAUACCAAGGCGUCGCUGGAUGGGAAUCAAUUGCGAAUGCUCUCAUCCAGGUUGAGUUCCACGGCAAGGGUGCCCAUGCAGGAGGGGAUCCAUGGAACGGGGUGAGUGCCCUAGACGCAGCAGUGUCGGCGUACAACAGUCUCGCCAUGCUACGACAGCACAUCAGACCAGACGAACGUAUCCAUAGGAUUAUUGAGGACGGUGGAAAAAGUAUCCGGGGUCGAACAGCUGCGCGCACAGACGAGCUUCUUGCGCGAGCCAAGGCAUGCUUUGAAGCGGCUGGGGUAUCCACUGGAUGCAGUGUCAGCUAUACUAUGGAGCCGAUGUACAAGGAUAUCGUCGUCAAUGACCCAUUCUGUCAGAUAUACACGGAGGAGAUAGCGGCUUUGGGACGAAAAGUACAAUUGAAGUCAGACGGACCUACCACUGUCUCGACUGACAUGGGCAAUGUCUCCUACGCUGUCCCGAGCUUCCACGGUGUCUUCGGCAUUCCCACGCCUGACGGCGUGCCGCCUCAUCACGCCGGUUUCGCCAAAGCAGCAGGGUUAGAAGAGGCUCACCACGAGGCCAUAAUAUGUGGGAAAGCAAUGGCUAUGCUUGGAUGGAGGUUAUUGACUAGAUCAUAA